Molecule: messenger RNA, 3387 nt
Organism: Amoebophrya sp. A120
Lineage: Eukaryota; Dinophyceae; Syndiniales; Amoebophryaceae
Source: the annotation of a GenBank genome assembly
CCUAAAUUGCGCAGUUUGUUCCUCGCGGGAAGCCCGCUGGGGUCCUUGGGUUUAGAAUCCUUGCUCCGCUUGGUCAUCGCUUUACCAACCCUGCGCUGCGUCGACGUGUCUGGCUUUCAGGACGCGGCGCCGACGAUUUUUCGAUCGAGCAACUUGGUCCAGGGUGUUUACGAUUUGAAUUUAAGGGAUCCGUUUGCCCGCUCGUUGUUUUGCCGGAAACUCUACCGAAGCGAUUUCACCGCUGCGAACAAAACUCUGCUGGACUGCAUCCCGCAACUCAAGCUCUUACCCGAGCCAGAAAAUGGCGACGGUGGUGUGGCUGCAAAAGCCAAAGGGCCGAACAAGAACAAGAAAAACGGGAACAAUGGCGGUUCACAAAGUUUAGAUUCGGUUGCAGCGGCUCUGGAGAACGACAUAAGACAGGCAGAGGCACACACGUUGUUGUCCUGUCUCAAAGAGGAGAAGCAGGGCGAUGAAAACCCUUUCACAAGGAACAUCCGUGUACAAGUGACGCCGCCUGAUUUCCUCGACAAGGUGACAACUUUUGAGGCAUCAAGUACUUCUUCAAGUUCAAAGGGGAAAGCGAGGAAUGGGAAAGCCGCAAGUAUCGGAGGAAAUCAUCAUGUGGUCGGGCACCAGUUACAGCAGCACAACUUUCUCCAUGAACAGGAUUUCGCGUCUAUCAUUCCAACGACCCUCGUCGCCGGGUCGAAUCAGGAAUACCGACGCGUUGCUUCGAUGUACCAGAAGUACAUGAAAAUCGCGAAAAAGCUCCAUUUCCUGACGUUCAGCCAGUUUCUAGUCGUGAAAGACAUGCUCGAUUUGUGUCUUCCAACCGGUUUCCAAGCGUUUCUCACCGCUUUGCAGAGGACCUGUAUCUUGAAACAGGCACAGCUCGCGACUUUGCUGAGGGAGUGUGUGUCCCAUGCACGCGUUCCGCACGUCUGCCAGGAGCUACUCCCAUCAUUGUGGUUCAGGACCGACGUGUCCUGCCGCGGGUUGCAGUUUGAGCGGCUUUUGUCUAGCGACACGACGCACAAAACGACGAGAAAAUUGAUUCUGCAGAUCGUCCGCCCGUUUUUCUACUACUGCCCACAAAACCCGACAGGCAGAUAUGCGCUGCGAGUUGGGACAAAUGCCUGUGACCGGGCGGUUCUGGAGGGUUUGAUGCUGAUCAACGAAUGGGAAAAGUCGGUUUUCGACUACAAGCUGGCGAUGCACAACUCCGGUGCGACAGGAACAGUAUCUUCUUCGGGUGGAAGCAACAAAAACAUCGCGGGCUCGAUCCACGGUGUGAAAUUGCUGCCGCCAAAUUUCUCCGCGAAAAAUCAGUGGUCAAUGCUCUCCGAGCAGGACAAAGCACUCAUUUUCCCGCCGAUCGCCGGUGGCCCGGACGGGAACUUUUCGGAAAGCGGCGGUGGAGGUGCGCCGGUGUUCCCGCCGUGCGAUCUGUCGCAGUACCAGGACGAUGAUCAUUUUCGAAAUUGCCACCUGAAGAUCGUGCGGAGCUCCGCGGCGGGAGCGGGUUCUUCCAGUAGCUGCCCAAGCGCGAAGCAGCAGCAAAAUCCAUUUGGAAAAAGCGGUAAGAAAAGCCAAGAGGGCGCAGAGCCGGGAGAUGAAGAUGACUCCGCGGUGGUUGAGACGGAGAUUUUCUUUUGCGAUUACUCCUCAUCAUUGUUGACGGUCAACCCGCUUCCAGCCGGAGAAACCGGCGUCGGGUUUGAAAAGAAGAUACCGUCAACAUCGACGACCUGCGGCCCACAGAUCCACGGCUUCUUCGCACAGCAACCAUCUCAAACAAAACAACUUGACAUGAGCAAUCCAGCUAGCCCAUCCAGCCCCGGCACAACUGGGACUACUUCUGCAGGAAUAUCCAAUAGCGACAACCAGCCCCAGCUCCAAACCACGAACUUGGAGCUCCUCGACCGGCUUUGCCUAGUUUUAGAAAAGUCCGACGCGGCCGUGUUUCACAAAAUCCGCGCGCUCCGCUCCAUCACCCACUUGCUGCAUCUCCGGGUCGCAGACUUUCUAAAACUGCUUAAGAUUUUCGCGGACGGCUCCGGGUGGCUGGACGAGGUCGACUGGCAGUCGAAAGACCAGCAUGUCGACAGCGACCCGCGGGUUGAAAUGUUUUUUCUCCUCUUUUCUCGGUGUGCGGAACGGGAGAAGAUUUGCUCACCGCGGGUACUGUUCAACCGAAACGUGUUCAGCGAGACGGCACAACAGGAAAUCGUCACCCGGAUCGGGCGGCUGACCACGUUAAAUUUGCUCUAUUCCGUCACGAAUAUCGCCCACUACCAUCAGCUGCACAGUUCGACGUACACUGUGGAUGUCUCGAUUCCAGAAGACCGGCUGCUCGUCUGGGUGUUGUACUGCGUGGCGAAAGCGGAGAGCGGAAAACUAUUCGUCUGCGCGGAUUUGGAGAGUAAAAGCGGUCUGACAAAAAUGAAAUCCGUUCUGGAAGUCGUAGAGGCGGCGAGGGAAGCAAAGAAUUUGAACGCGCCACCGGUCUUGCUGUUGCCGACAGACGCGGACAGUGUGGAAGUAGGUGUUGAAGAAGAUAUCAAUGCGGUGAAGACUGCGCCGGCGAGUAGUGCAGGAGGUGCCCAAUAUAGCACCUGGCACUCCCCAGCCGACGUGCCACGGAGGGGCGUUGCGACACUCGUUUUGGAAACAAGGAACAUCCGAGAGGACUUUCGGUAUUUCUUGUGGCAACGGUGGUGCCGACCGAUUCGGGCGAGUUACAAUUGAAAAGAGACCGGGCGCAGGUGGAGUGGCAAUGUUGUUUAUAUGAAAGACAACUUCAUCAACUUCUCGCACGAAGCUGUCAAAUCGAUUUUUGUUUUAUUACGUAUACAGAGCUUUCAUCUAUGCUUCGUCACUGCGUGUUCUACUUCACGUGUGUGUAGUUGUACAAUACGAAUAAGUACUCUCUCACGACAGUAGAUUCAGGGUACUGUGAUGACAAUUGGAUCAUGAUUUUGAUUUUUCGCUCUCUGUACAAUGAAUAUGACUCCUAACGUAACAACUGUAUGAUUUAAUUACCUGCAUUGUAAGCUAAGUGCACAUGAUGUCUGAGUCUGUGACAAGUAUGAGUACGACAUUUUUAUCCAGUGAUCAUUUUCUUCAACAUUUCCACAACUUUAAGACCAUAUAUCUCCUAAACCAUAUCUAUACCGGAAAAAUCGAUAGUAGAGUGGUGUCGAAGCUUGUGGUGACUCCGAACAGUGUGUAAACAGAAUCGAAAGGACGAAGCAAGAUCGAUGAAUAAUCGGGCUACAUCGCAGGGGCCUAUUUCUGUGUGAAUUGUGCUUCUCCCACACCAGACUUGAGAGAGCAGAGAGACCGCUAGUUCGAGCGAAGCGGAAGCGACGUCGCCGAGGGCAU